AUGCCUGAAGGGCAACGCAGGAGAGAGAUGACAACUUUCAAACUUCAGUUCGACUACGUUCUAACGAGGAACAUUUAUCAGCCGGAUAUCCGAAAAUCUUCUAAAGCUGUUUGGUACGUCGCAUUUGACUCGAACCGCCAUCCAAUUCUUCUCAAUUUCAAGAUACGGUUCCACAAGAGAAACCGAGAAGUUCCUCUUCAACCGAAAAUUGGCAUGGCGGAAUUAUUCACAAAGUGUAUCCAAAACGCGGCAAACGAAACGCUCCCGGCUAUAGGCCUAAACAAGAAGUUUGAUUUUGCAUCUGCGGAGACAAGAUUCAGAUCAUCCGUUCAAUAUGGAUCGACGAAGGACAUCUGUCUCGUGGAGACACGCUAUCAUAACACCACUCCAAAAGAAGUUAUCGAGUACGGAUCCAAGAAACUAUUGAGGAAUUUCAUUGCCACGUGCUAUGUACAAGGUCUUGGAGCGAAUCUUCCUGGAUCGGCCUAUCAAAUAACGCGCAACGAGCAAGUCUGCUUUCGUCUUGGCCGAUCUACGAUUGAGCAAGUGUUCAAAAGAGUGAUCGAAAUCUGGCAGCGGUAUUCAAAGCCAAUGCAAUUAGCCUUUCUGAACUUUGAAGCAGCUUUCGACUCUCCUCAUCGGGGCCACUUUCUCAACGGGCUUCGUGUCAAUGGAGUAUUAGGAAAAUUUGUUCGCGUGCUUGAUAAUAUGAUCCAACAAACAACUGCUGCGGUUCAAAAGACAGCCGGAUGUACAUCAUCACUUGAAGUGGUAACUGGACUAAGAUAG
Molecule: messenger RNA, 789 nt
Organism: Necator americanus (New World hookworm)
Lineage: Eukaryota; Metazoa; Nematoda; Chromadorea; Rhabditida; Ancylostomatidae
Exons: 3
Coding region: 1-789 (262 amino acids)
Source: RefSeq, a predicted model, not a curated record